Molecule: messenger RNA, 3698 nt
Organism: Ictalurus punctatus (channel catfish)
Lineage: Eukaryota; Metazoa; Chordata; Actinopteri; Siluriformes; Ictaluridae
Product: parvalbumin beta 3
Exons: 4
Coding region: 1371-1766 (131 amino acids)
Cellular component (GO): cytoplasm; nucleus
Molecular function (GO): calcium ion binding
Source: RefSeq, a predicted model, not a curated record
UCACUACUUUACAUUGUAGCAAAGUGUCAUUUCUUCAUUGUUGUCAAAUGAAAAGUUAUAAUCAAAUAUUUACAAAAAUGUGAGGGGUGUACUCACUUUUCUGAGAUACUGUAUGUACACAUUUUGGAGCAACAUAUGCUGCCAUCCAGAGCAGGACAACGGCAAACCAAAUUCUGCCUGGAUUACAAGCACACAGCUGCGUAAGCAGACAGUGUAGGUGCUAAUAGCCUGCCUACAGUCCUGACCUGUCUCCGAUUGAAAAUGUGUCACAUUAUGAAGUGCAAAAUAAGGCAACAAAGGCCCUCUACAGUUGCACAGCUGAAGAAAUGCAUAAUGGAUGAAUAGGGGUAAAUUCCACUUGCUAAACUUAACCGACUGGUGUCUUCAGUGCCCAAAGCCUUAAUAGGUGUUGUUACUGUCCCAAUUUUUUUGGAGUGUGUUCAAUUCAAUUAAAUUCAAUUUUAUUUGUAUAGCGCUUUUUACAAAAGACAUUGUCUCAAAGCAGCAAGUUGCUGCUUGCUGUGUGUUGCAGUCAUCAGAUUUGAAAUGAGUGUAUAUUUUCAAAAAUAAAUUAAAUUCACAAAGUAAAACAUCAAAUAAUGUGUUUUGAAUAUAGUACAGGGUGAACUGAAUUUUCAAAUGACUUUUUGUUUGUUGGGGGGGUUUUUUUGCAUUUUUUCCAUACUGUCCCAACUUUUUUUGGAAUUGAGGUUGUAUAUAAUGUAAUUAUGUGGUAUAAUUUAUUAUUAAGAUAACAAAUAAUAUAUGCAACAGGCACUGGUGAAUAUAAAAGUGCAGAAUUCAAUGUGUAUAAAUGCGAUUUAAAGUACUUAUGGGUUAUACCAUGUUGGUGUUAUGAAUCCUGACAACCAAUCUACAAUUUAUAUGUUUGAGCAAACAGUAUAUUUAAUUCUCUUUCUAGACUGUGCAGUAUGUAGGUAUCUCUACGAAUAAUCAUGUAUUGCAAAGCAUAAAGGUAAAGCAGCUGGCUAAUAACAACAGUACUUGUUAGAAAUCAUGUGCAAAUGAGAGGGGAGGUGUUUGGGGUUUUUUUUGUUUUUUUUUUGGCGAGAAGGUCUCCUUGGGGUUGAGAACACACAUCUUCAUGCUCCCUGACUCAAGUUCAUAGUGUCAGAGUGGUUAACAAGGAGGAUAGCUGCUUUGCAGAGACACACUGAUCCAGCAUCUGAAGGUUAGUGCUUACUAACUUACUAUUUUCUUACAGUUUAGUAUUGAAUGAAUUUUUACAUUGAUGCUAAUGUUUUUAUUGUUUAGAAAUAAAUCACUGCAUAAAAUGAAAAACAGAAAAAAAGUUUAUAUCUACAGUAAUUUGACUUGCUGGUCAUACACUAUGUAAUAUAUAUGUGAUAAUGCACAGUGUAUAUAUACUUAUUUCUAAACUUAAUCAUAAUUUCACACUCCUUCAGGAGGAAACAAUCAUGGCCUUUGCAGGGAUAUUGAAAGAAGAGGACAUCGCUGCAGCAGUCCAGGCUUGCCUAGAUCCAGGCACCUUCUGUCACAAUUCCUUCUUUGAACAAGUGGGGCUCUUCAGCAAUUCAAACGUAGAUGGUGAGAAGGUGUUCAAAGUCCUCGACCAAGACAAGAGUGGAUUUAUUGAGGAAGAGGAGCUCAAACUGUUUCUCCAGAACUUCGUGGCAGGUGCCAGAGAGCUGACAGAUGCUGAGACCAAAGCUUUCCUGGCUGCUGGAGACUCUGAUGGAGAUGGCAAAAUUGGGAUGCAAGAAUUCUGUGCACUUCUAAACUGAAAUAAUGACAUAUCUACUGUACUGAUGCUGAGCACCUACAAUUUUCUUUCUUACUUAUUCUUACUUAUGUUGUGAGUCAUAAUUUUCAGUUGUUACAAUCAGACUGAUAUCUGAAUUUAAAAAUAUUUAAAUUAAAUGUGAAAAUAAAGUUUAGUACUUCACAUUUUGUGUCUUGCAUUUUAUUAAACACAAAUGAAAAAUUUUCAAUUUUCAAUUUAAUGGGACAAAGUUUUAAUCAACAAUAAUUUGUCAACAUCCACAUUAUUUAAAACAAUAAUUCGAUCUUUUUUUCAUUCACUAUAUGAGUGAAUUAUUAACGUUCUGAUUAUUACAGGUAUUACAGUGUUACAGUGGUUUGAUUUCAUAUUUAGUUUGUGCUCAACGAUGACUUUAGUUCUUAGCAGUUUUAUCUCAAACUAUAAAGUCAGUUGGUCAAUAUUUAGCUUUUAUUUACCUCGUAUCGAUAUAUUAGGGAUGUAACCUAUUAUGGUUACCCUGAAGAGUUCUAAACUAGUACAAAUACAGAUACGAAUAGUAGUGUAGUAUUUUUUUGUUUGUUUUUUUGUUUGAGCUGCUAAGCAGGAUAUAGUAACUCAUAUAAUCACUCUUUACAACUUGAGUCACCGAAACUGGACAGUUGAAGACUGGAAAAAGACCACUUGAUUUUUUCCUAAUCUUUAACUGUCCAAUUUGGGUGAGUCUGUGCCCAUGAUAUUUUCAGAUUCUUGUUCUUGGCUGACAGGAGUGGAACCUGAUGUGGUCUUUAAAUGUUGUUGCCUAUCCAAUUUCAAGGUUCUAUGUUUUGAGUUACUAUAGACUUCCUGUCUCCUCAAACCUGUCUGGACGUUCUCCUCGGAUCUCUCUCAUCAACAAGGUGUUUCAGCCUGCAGACCCUCUGCUCACAGGAUUUUUUAAACCCAACCCAUCUGGCACCAACAACCAUGCCACGGUUAAAGUCACAGAGAUCACAAUUUUUCCCCAUUCUGAUGUUUGAUGUGAACAUUAACUGAAGCUCUUGACCUGUAUCUGCAUGAUUUUAUGCAUUGUGCUGCUGCCACAUGAAUAGGAGAUUAGAAAAUUGCAUGAAUGUGCAGGCAUACAGGUGUUCAUAAUAAAGUGGAUGGAGAGUGUACAAUUCCAAAGCUAAGCCUUGUCAUUAGUUUACUGUUAAUUUCAGUUCCCUGUUCAUGUGAUUUUUUUACUAAAUAGUUUAAUCAUAGUAUAUAUAAAUUUAUAUGGUCUAAUCUCCAAUAAAAAAAUAAAAUAAAAAAACGGUCUUAUAAACUACAACAAUUUACAUUUUACAAUUUACAGGCUUUUGGAAGUGAUUUGCUGAUAUACUUAUUCCCUUAUAAUGUAUUUUAACAUGCCUAGUACUGUUUGACUUUAUACUAUAUAAUUGUAGAAGAGUAUUGAUGUGUUAUAUUUGUGCAGUAACCUGCGAUGCAAAAGACUGGUGUUUGACAGAAAUGUCAUCAGUAUAAACACAAAAUGGCACAAAUGGUAAAAUUAUUUUUGUCUAUCUGAUUUUUAUGUAUUUUAGAUAUAGCAAUGGUUUUGUGUUGAGUCGUAAGUAAUGAAAAUUCAUUCUGAAUAUUUAAAUCUGACUCCUCUCAAGGUUUCUUCCUCAUGACAUCCUGUUGUUUUGUAGCCUCUGUCUUGCUCUUUAGGGAUCUACAUAUAACCCUACAUCAAGACUGGUACAUCUACUAUAAAAGCACUACACAAAUAAUCAUUAAUUGAAUUACUUGUUACAAAUUGUGUGAUUAUAUACCCGUUUUAGAGCCACCUUGUGUUACCUAUUAUUAGUCAUAUUUAGCAUAAUACAAUUUACAUUUUAGGCUUUUGUCAUUAAAUGUAGCGGUUUUGUGUCUCUGCUUGGAUCAUAAGAGGUUAAAAUUAAAUUAUUAAAACAUCGAUGGUGAUUAUAAU